AUGAUGCUAUUGUUUCCCUUGCUGGCCUUGUUGGCAUUUGUCUGCCACGCGCAUGCUAAGGGUGUUUUCGCCCAUUUUAUGCUAGGGAACAGCGACAACUACACAAAAGAUGACUGGCGACAGGACAUCAGCGCCGCCAAAGCAGCCCACUUGGACGCCUUCGCCCUAAACACAGGCUGGGGUCUCAACACCAAAGAGCUCCUCGACGACGCCUUCUCAAUCGCCGACGAGGUCGGCUUCAAACUAUUCCUCUCCCUCGACUACUCCGGCGACGGCCACUGGCCACAAGACCAAGUCGUCAACGUGUUGAAGGCCUACACGAACAAAACCGCCUACUACCGACACCGCGAUGACAAGCCACUUGUCUCGACGUUCGAAGGCUCCCAAGCCGCCGGCGACUGGCAGAACAUCAAACGUAAGGUUGACUGUGUCUUUAUCCCGGACUGGUCGUCUCUCCAACCUAGCGUCGCGUUGGGGCGGGCUGCAGUCGACGGGCUCAUGAGCUGGAGUGCCUGGCCCGAGGGUGCGCAUGAUACCAACACCACGCAGGAUAAGAAAUACAUGGAUGCGUUGAAUGGCAAACCCUACAUCAUGCCUGUGUCGCCGUGGUUCUAUACCAAUAUGGUCCGCUACCAUAAGAACUGGGUGUGGCGGGGAGACGACGUCUGGUACAAACGGUGGCAGGACGUGCUGGAGAUCGACCCCGAGUACGUGGAGAUCAUCUCGUGGAAUGACUACGGCGAGUCUCAUUACAUCGGGCCGAUCCAUGAGCGAAGUCUGAAUGUCUUCGACGACGCCCAGGCGCCGUUCGACUAUGCCAAGGGCAUGCCGCAUGACGGGUGGCGGGCCUUUCUGCCGUACGUGAUCGAACAGUAUAAGAACCCGGGACGGGACGCAAAGAUCGAGAACGAGGGCAUCGUCUCGUGGUAUCGUGUGAAUCCGUCAUCUGCUUGCUCGGAUGGGAAAACGACGGGGAACACGGAAACUCAGGCGCAGAAAUUGUACGAGCCUGAGGAGGUCCUACAGGAUAAGAUUUUUUACUCGGCGUUGUUAGAGUCGCCGGCCGAUAUUACGGUCAGCAUUGGUGGCAACAACAAGACGGCAACGUGGGACGAUAAACCGGAUGGGAGUAAGGGGAUCUAUCACGGAAGCAUCGAGACUGGGAAAAAAUUGGGCGAUGUGGUAGUGACGCUGUCGAGGGACAAACAGUUCCUGGCACAGAUGAAGGGAAAGGCCAUCACGGACAAGUGCGAGAAGAACCUGACGAACUGGAACGCGUGGGUUGGCAACGCUACCUCGACUGGGGAACUGGCCGCGAAACACUCCUCGUCGUCCUCGGGUGACGAUGAGGAUUCGUCGUCGACGCGAGUAGCUGUGGGGGGCCUGCUCCAGGCGGCGGUGCUCUGGAUGGUAAUCUUCUAUCUGGCAUGA
Molecule: messenger RNA, 1431 nt
Organism: Aspergillus melleus
Lineage: Eukaryota; Fungi; Ascomycota; Eurotiomycetes; Eurotiales; Aspergillaceae
Product: glycoside hydrolase family 71 protein
Exons: 2
Coding region: 1-1431 (476 amino acids)
Biological process (GO): mating projection tip cell wall disassembly
Molecular function (GO): glucan endo-1,3-alpha-glucosidase activity
Source: RefSeq, a predicted model, not a curated record